AGUAGAAACAUUCUAAAGGCGAGAUCGGCAUGAGCCCAAAACUGAACUGGGAUCCGAUUAAUUGUCAGCCCGUAACGUGGUAGUUGCUUUAUGAGUGUUCUGCUUGACUUGCUUCACAAGAAGGGGGCUUGGUUAUAGUUUAAAGCACAGUAACAACUUGCCUCACAACGAGUAUACUUCUUUCUUCACCAUUUUUCACAGUGCGAGGAUAUAUCUGUAGAAGAUCACACUUAACAUGUUUCUCACCAGGACCGAGUACGAUAGAGGUGUUAAUACAUUCUCUCCAGAAGGUAGAUUGUUCCAGGUUGAAUACGCUAUUGAGGCCAUCAAGUUAGGUUCAACUGCUAUCGGUUUAAAGACCAAGGAAGGUGUUGUUCUUGCUGUUGAAAAACGUAUUACCUCCCCACUUUUGGAGCCUAGUAGUGUUGAAAAAAUCAUGGAAAUUGAUGCGCACAUAGGUUGUGCAAUGAGUGGAUUAAUCGCUGAUGCCCGCACACUUGUGGAACACGCACGAGUUGAAACUCAGAAUCAUAGAUUUUCGUAUGGUGAACCCAUGAGUGUUGAGUCCACUACUCAAGCACUUUGUGAUCUGGCUUUGCGGUUUGGUGAAGGUGACGAAGAAUCAAUGUCUCGACCGUUUGGGGUGUCCUUACUGAUUGCGGGCCAUGAUGAGAAUGGUCCCAGUUUGUAUUAUACAGAUCCUUCAGGCACAUUCUGGCAGUGUAAUGGUAAAGCUAUUGGUUCUGGUUCUGAAGGUGCAGACAGCUCUCUGCAGGAGCAAUAUAACAAGGAUUUAACCCUCAAAGAAGCUGAAACAAUUGCCCUUUCCAUUUUGAAGCAAGUAAUGGAAGAAAAAGUAACCCCCAAUAAUGUGGAUAUAGCAAAGGUGGCUCCAUCUUACCAUUUGUACACCCCUGCAGAGGUGGAGGCUGUCAUCAGUCGUUUAUGAAAUUGUACUUCGUCCAUUACUGUUUGUAAUAGUUCUGGCAUUGUAAUGCAACUCGCUUUUCCAUAUGGAUUGUCAACCAUUUACUCGUUACUAUUGUUGGAACAAGCCCAGGCUUCUUAAAAACAGAUUGAAAUAUAUUCAUACCUAUUCGACCUAAACUUUAGUUACUGAAUAUAAAUUGGCUUGAGCUUCCAACUGA
Messenger RNA from Daucus carota subsp. sativus, 1148 nucleotides. RefSeq names its product proteasome subunit alpha type-5. The transcript is spliced from 10 exons. Gene Ontology annotation, biological process: proteasome-mediated ubiquitin-dependent protein catabolic process. The record is from RefSeq and is a predicted model, not a curated record. NCBI's taxonomy places the organism in Eukaryota, Viridiplantae, Streptophyta, Magnoliopsida, Apiales, Apiaceae. Bases 236 to 949 code for a protein of 237 amino acids. Gene Ontology annotation, cellular component: proteasome core complex; proteasome core complex, alpha-subunit complex; nucleus.